GCGCGCGGCCGCCGCGCCCUCGGAGCCGAGAUGCGGGUGGGCUCCGGCGCCUUCGCCGCCUGCUGCGUGGCGGUGGAGGUGGUGGGACUCGCGCUCUUCCUCCGGGGGUUCUUCCCGGCGCCGGUUCGCUCCUCCAGGGCCGAGCGCGGACUCGAGCCGCCGGCGCCCGAGCCCGCGGCCGGUACCAGUUCCAACUGGACCAAACUACCACCACCUCUCUUCAGUAAAGCUGUUAUUAUGCUUAUAGAUGCUCUGAGAGAUGAUUUUGUGUUUGGGUCAAAGGGUGUGAAGUACAUGCCUUACACAACUUACCUCAUGGAGAAAGGGGCAUCUCACAGUUUUGUGGCUAAAGCAGAGCCACCCACAGUUACUAUGCCUCGAAUCAAGGCGUUGAUGACGGGGAGCCUCCCUGGUUUUGUUGAUGUCAUCAGGAACCUCAAUUCUCCUGCGUUGCUAGAAGACAAUGUGAUAAGACAGGCAAAAGCUGCUGGGAAGAGAAUAAUCUUUUAUGGAGAUGAAACAUGGGUUAAAUUAUUCCCAAAGCACUUUAUGGAAUACGAUGGUACAACCUCAUUCUUUGUGUCAGAUUACACUGAGGUGGAUAAUAAUGUCACAAGGCAUUUGGAUAGAGUAUUAAAAAGAGGAGACUGGGACAUCUUAAUCCUCCACUACCUGGGACUAGACCAUAUUGGCCACAUUUCUGGGCCCAACAGCCCCCUGAUUGGACACAAGCUUAGCGAAAUGGACAGCAUCCUGAUGAAGAUUCACACCUCACUACUCUCAAAGGAGAGAGAGACUCUGUCACCUAACUUACUGGUUCUCUGUGGUGACCACGGCAUGUCUGAGACAGGGAGCCAUGGGGCCUCUUCCACAGAAGAAGUCAGCACACCGCUGCUCUUAAUCAGCUCUGCAUUUGAGAGAAGACCUGGGGAGAUCCGACACACAAAGCACGUCCAGCAGACCGACUUGGCUGCAACACUAGCAACAGGACUUGGCUUGCCAAUUCCCAAAGACAGUGUAGGAAGCCUUUUAUUUCCAGUUGUAGAAGGAAAACCAAUGAGAGAACAGCUGAGAUUUUUACACUUAAACACAGUACAGCUUAGCAAGCUGUUGCAAGAGAAUGUACCAUCCUAUGAGAAAGAUCCUGGAUUUGAGCAGUUUAAAAUGGCAGAAAAGCUACAUGGAAACUGGGUCAAGUUGCACUUGGAAGAAAACAAUUCAGAUGUUCUGCUUGGCCUGGGCACCAAGGUGCUCAGGCAGUACCUGGGUGCACUGAAGACCUUGAGUCUGUCCCUGAGCACACAAGUGGCCCAGUAUGACAUCUACUCGAUGGUAGUGGGGACAGUUGUGGUUUUGGAGGUCCUUACCCUGCUUCUCCUCAGCACCCCACAGGUGCUGCACAGAAGAACUGAGCUGGAUGUCGCUCUGUCAUCUCCUGUGUUUUCUCUGCUCUUUUAUCUGAUAUUCCUGGUUCUUUCAGCCAUUCACGUCGUAGUUUGCACCUCAGCUGAGAACUCGUGUUACCUCUGCAGUCUCCCCUGGCUGGCAGCAGUAGGAGUGAUAGUGCUAGUUUCCAUGCUGCUCUGUGCAAUCGUGUCUGCUCUUGCCAGGACUGUCCUUGAUGGUGCUCUGCUGAGGAAGAAUGUAGCUCACCCCAGCUCUGGAUGGUCAGAGGUAGACCACCUUCUUCUGCUGGGCACAGUGGGGCAUGUCCUGAGUCUCGGAGCCAGCAGCUUCGUGGAAGAGGAGCACCAGACCUGGUACUUCCUUGUCAACACCUUGUGUCUGGCUCUGAGCCAGGAAACGUGUCGGAGCUACUUUCUGGGGGACAGCUGCGAGCCUCCGCGUGCCUUCCACGUGGAGCAACAGCCUGAGGGUGCCAUUGUCACGCUGCGGGAGAGCACGGGUGAUGAGGGUGCUGAGCCUGUCAGGGAGGGCGAGGGGCCCUCCCAGCCCCAAACACAGAGAGGCCACAAGCAGUGGGCAGUGCUGGCAAGCCCCUGGCUGGUGCUGAUCUGCUGCCGGUUGCUGCGGUCCCUGAACCAGACAGGUGUGCAGGGGGCCCACCGGCCUGAUUUUGGCCACUGGCUCACCAGCUCUGAACACAAAGUGCAGCUCUCAGGCCUGGCUGCCCUCUCCCUGCUUGCAAUCUUCAUGUUGGUCCAAAGGGGGUGUUCCACUGUGUCUAAAGCAGCCCUGGCGCUUGGGCUGUUGGGCGUCUUCUGCUACAGGUCCGCCAUAGGGAAUGUGCUAUUCCCAUGGCAACCAGACAACAAAAGCAUUACAAAGGGUAUUAUUGAAGCUCGUUUUGUUUAUGUCUUUGUCCUUGGCAUUCUGUUCACGGGUACCAAAGACUUGCUUAAGUCUCAAGUCAUUGCUGCAGACUUCAAAAUCAAGACUAUAGGCUUAUGGGAGAUAUAUAGUGGAUUAGUUCUUCUGGCAGCUUUGCUCUUGAGGCCACAUAAUCUUCCGGUGUUAGCAUUUAGUCUCUUGAUUCAGACUCUAAUGACUAAGUUCAUCUGGAAGCCCCUGAAACACGAUGCAGCCGAGGUCACUGUUAUGCAUUAUUGGUUCGGUCAAGCAUUCUUCUACUUCCAGGGUAAUUCUAACAACAUCGCCACCAUUGACGUCUCAGCAGGCUUCGUGGGCUUAGACACCUACAUGGAAGUUCCAGCCACGUUCCUGACCGUGUUUGGGACAUAUGUGGGACCUGUGCUAUGGGCCAGCCACUUAGCACACUUCCUGAGCUCAGCGACAAGCAGUGGCUCAGCACUACGUUGUGCAUGCUUCUGCUAUGCACUGAUUUGUUCUGUUCCAGUUGCCACAUAUAUCAUUCUUGUGACAUCCCUGCGCUACCACUUAUUCAUAUGGAGUGUCUUUUCUCCAAAGCUUCUCUAUGAGGGGAUGCAUCUGCUCAUUACAGCUGCUCUCUGUGCUCUGUUCACGGCCAUGGACCAGACGGGCCACACAAGGAUGUACAUGAAGACAGACACCCGUAGCUGAUGUGUUUUUACAGUUCCUGUUUGGGUCAUGGAUUUGAGUAUUGAAAAAUCUGCCCCUGGGUUGCAAACAUGGCUCAGUUGGUAGAGCCCUAGCCAGUGAGCAAGAAUGUCUGGUAAGGAGUUCAAGUCCCAGUCUAUGACCUGAAAAGAAGAGAAAGAAAAGUCUGCCAUGUCAAGUUCUGGAAGGAAAAAAAAAAAGUGAAGCCUAUGAAGUUGAUGAAGAGAUUCAGUUGCACUGGAAUUUAAAUUAAAUAGUAAGCGGUUUAAUAAAAGAUUACUUUAAAAUAUA
Molecule: messenger RNA, 3291 nt
Organism: Dipodomys spectabilis (banner-tailed kangaroo rat)
Lineage: Eukaryota; Metazoa; Chordata; Mammalia; Rodentia; Heteromyidae
Gene: Pigg
Product: phosphatidylinositol glycan anchor biosynthesis class G
Exons: 13
Coding region: 31-3003 (990 amino acids)
Biological process (GO): GPI anchor biosynthetic process
Cellular component (GO): endoplasmic reticulum membrane
Source: RefSeq, a predicted model, not a curated record